Molecule: messenger RNA, 5872 nt
Organism: Phytophthora infestans T30-4
Lineage: Eukaryota; Oomycota; Peronosporomycetes; Peronosporales; Peronosporaceae
Product: myoferlin-like protein
Exons: 7
Coding region: 1-5787 (1928 amino acids)
Biological process (GO): plasma membrane organization
Source: RefSeq, a predicted model, not a curated record
AUGGCCGAGGUGGAGACUCCUCGCGUUCGGCUGGUGGUGGUGGGCGCCACGGGCGUCGGCGAGACACAAGCAGGCGGCGACGCGGCCUUCGACCCUUACUGCCAGGCUCAGUGCGGUGACGUGGUGCUGCGUACAGCUGCUAAGGCCAAGACAGCGACUCCCGAGUGGGCGCAGAACUUCACGUUCGGCGUGAAGAAACCGCUUGGUGAUGCUGUCAACUUCAAGGUCUUCGGACUCAACGAGCGCGGGCGGGACGUGCUACUGGGCAGCGCGUCAUUGCAGGUCGAGACUUUAAUGCCGGAUACGCAGAUGACGCACAAGUUGCCGCUGCUGGACGCCGCCGGAAAGGAAUGCGGUGAGCUGAUAGUGCAGGUGACGUACGAGCCCAAGUUCAUGGCCCCUCCACGGAAAGAAUCAGGGGCAGAGACGCCCAAGAAGAAGUCAGCGUCGCCCAAACAGUUGUCGGCUCCAGUUUCCCCGAGGAACAAGGAGCCGACGAAACCUCCGAAUUUCUAUGUUGUGACGAUUCUGGAGGCGACGGGGCUGCUUGCCUGUGACGGCUCGGGCAUUGAAGCUACGAGCGACCCGUACGUGCGUCUCUCGUGCACCAAGAACCAGUCGCAACGGACCAAAACGCAGCAGCAGACGCUGCAUCCGUCAUGGCGACAGAGGUUUUACUUUACGAUCACUCCGGGCGAGAAGCAGCUACUGGAAUUGACCAUGGAAGACAGCGAUCUGCUCACGAGCGACUUUAUGGGACGCUGUGUCGUUGAUCUGGACGAGUUUGCCAAACGGCUCCAAGGAGACAAGCAGGCGUUCUGGCUGGCGUUGGAGCAGCAGCCGGAAUCCAAGGACAAGGACGCGCCGAGUGACAUCAGCCCCCAACGCAAAAUGAACUAUGGGAACGGCAAGAUCUCCCUGGCUAUUGAUAUGCAGUACAUCGACCAGGAUAUCAGCAGCUUGGAGCAGGGAGAAGCCGACAACGUGACUGAAGUGCCGAGUGGUCGAGGCCUGCGUCGUCCAGGAAGCUCCGAUGCGGGCGACGACGAUGGUGGGAACGACGCUAACCCCAGUGAAGACACGAACGAAGACGCCAACGAUGGAGACGACGAUGACGUCGAUGCAAGACGGGAGGAAGCCGAAGCUCAACGUAAGCAGCGUGAAGAAGAGCGUCAGAAGAUGUUGGCAGAGCUGUCCAAUGUGCAGUUUCUGUCCGGCGACUACCAGGUCCGCGUGCGGAUCAUUGAAGUGCGCGACUUGAAGCCCAUGGACGCUAACGGUCUGUGCGAUCCGGUCGUGUCGGUUGAGUGUCUAGGACAGCGUCAACACUCGGUGGUGAAGCAGAAACAGCUGUCGUGUGUGUUUGACGAGUAUCUGUACUUUAACUUUCGCAAGCUGGACAAGGAUACUGUCCAGCAGGGAAGCAUCAAGAUCUCCGUGUUUGACGCCGAUGGACCUGGCUCGUCCGCAAACCGAUCAGCGAUCUCUCGAGCUCUCGAUGACCUCAUUGGCUUCUUCUCGGUGGACAUUCCGUACGUGUACUUCCAGCCUGACCACGAAUUGAAGCGGAAGUGGGUCGCUCUAGUCGGCAGUGGAGCAGCCAAUAGCGACAGCAUCCAAGGCUACGUCCUACUUUCUCUUGUGGUGUUGGGCCCUGGAGAUAAAAUGAAGCUGUACGAUCCUGCAGAAGACAAAGACCCGGACGAGCACUUGGUCAAGUCGAAGGCAGACAUCAACUCGAUGGUGCUCGUGCCACCGCGCGUGACUCAGAAGCUCAACUUCCUGGUCAUUACCAUCUAUCGAGCUCAAGAUCUGCCUGACAUGGACUACAGCAUGAUGAUGCAUGGAGGCAUCGACGGCUACGUUCGAGCGUACUUCGCUGGCCAGGACGUGCUGGAAACCAAGAAGGUGACAGUGAAAGGGAGUGAAAACCUCGUUGUCCCCUUCAACCAGGAGCUGUGGUUCCCGAUUCUUCUGCCAACGAUGAGCGACAAUAUUUUCAUCUCGAUGUGGGAUUGGGACAUGACGACAGCCGAUCAACUCGUAGCUAACAUCCUGCAGCCUUUCUCGUUCAAGCAAGUGCAGCGGUAUCCCAACCAGUUCAAGCACAUUUGGGCGAACCUGUAUGGUCCUCCAGUGGGCUAUGAUACUGACUCUGGCCCGCUGCAGCUGAUGCAGAAUCAUCCACUUCACGCCAGUACGUACCGUGGACGACUUCUGCUGUCUCUACGCGUUGAAGACGGCCUGCAAUCGGUGAAUGACGAAGCACACGUACGCAACCUCCUGAACACAUCCGUGUCGCCACGAAUGAAGCGCUACACGCUGCGUGCUGCUCUGUUUUACGGGACAGAGAUCCCUGUCUUCACGAGCAAAACUAACUGGAACCGAAAUACGCGGAUGUCGCUCAACAUUUCCGUGGGUCGCCACAGUGUCGAGAGCUCUCGAGUGCACAACGUGUCCGGCAUCUGCCACUUCAACCAGUAUAUCGACGUCGUGGACGUCGAACUCCCCGAGGAUCUGAACCAAGUUCCCGACGUUUUCGUCCAUCUCGUACGUAAGACGAUGAACGAGUCGCGCUGCAUCUGCUUCGCCCGCUUCAAAGCCCACGACUUGUUUUGCCAAGAUUCGGAGGCACUCAAAGCCAUUGAGCCGCCUCACUGGGUGGUGCUCAACGAAGAUAAAGUGCUGGAUGAGCUCCGAGACCACGACUUUACGGGUAACGUGUUGAUGAACCUGCGUCUUGAGGAUGCCGACCGAAAGGGUCAGAGAGAGGAGGAGGUGGCGCAGCAAUGGCGAAAGUACGCGAGCACGACGGUGCAGUACAUGAAGUACGUGCUCUUUGUUCACGUUUUUCAAGGGAAAUGCUUGCCGUCUACCGACUACGACGGACUCUUGGACCCGUACGUCAAGGUGGCUUGUGUGGGCUCGGAGGGUCAAGUCAGCACGCGCAUGUCAACGAGAGAUCCUUGCUUCUAUGAGACCGUUGUCCUUGACGUUGAGCUGCCCCAUAACGAGCGAUUUCUACCCAAGGUCUCGCUGCAGGUUUACGACUGGGAUCGAUACGAUGCAGAUGACUACGUUGGAGGCCUGAAGUUCAGUCUGGUGGACUUCCCGCAGAUGUCGUCGUCUGUGUAUUCCAAGGUUCGCGCCAGUGGAGAAUACGCGGCGCCUCGUCCUAAGUGGUACCCUAUUUGCUACGAGAAGCCUGGAGAUACGCAAGGCGAGUUGCUGUUGUCCUUCGACCUCAUCAAGAAAGACACGCCUGGAGUUAUCGUGGAGCCUCCCGAGUCGAUUCGUCCUCCUGCAGAGGAAGCGUUUAUCGAGAUCAUGUGUCUGGGAUGUCGUGGGCUGCAACCAACAGGCUUCAUGCCGAUCAACACGCCGUUUGCCAAGUUUGAGGUGGGCGAAAUAACCAAGACGAACAAGCCAAAGUUCACGAACCCGUCGUCCAAGCCGAGUAGCCGCAACCCCAACUUCUUGCAGCGAGUUGUUGUCCCGGUCAAGAUGCCACUCGACUCGCUUUUCGCGCCGAGGCUCAACAUCACAGUGUACGAUCAAUUACUUGGUGGCUUCUACAAGCCUGUGAUUGGCGUUUGCUCUGUGGACUUGAGCAGGAAAAUGCCGCUUUCGAAUGGAGAACCAAAUCCUUUGUACGUUGAGGAGAGCAGCAAGAACGUUACUCGUGGCAGCAACCCGUACGUGGACUAUGGAAACGAUUUGUCAACGUUCCCGGGCACAACGAAAAAGAUCGCGGUGGCUGGCAUGUGCUCGUCCGGGAGCUUUGGCAUCUACGACGACGACGACGACGAGCUACCACACUACAUGCAUCAACGCGAAGUGGUCGAGGGGGAGCUGGAAGACACGCUCAAGUCUCCAUUCGAGACCUUUGCGCUUUUCCGUGGAGCCUCGUCGUCACACGACGGAUGCGGCUCGAACGAAGACUCAGCUGACACGUAUCGUCCCGUCGGGAAGUUCAAAGGCAUCGUGCGUGUCCUCAAGUCUCGCGACGAUCCUCCUCUCUUCGACUUGGACCAGUUCCUCAACCCGCAGCCAUACCUUGUUCGCGUAUACGUGUUGGACGCUCUGAACUUGCAACCGAAGGACGCGAACAACCGAUGCGAUCCUUAUCUCCGUGUGAGUCUAGGAGACGGUCGCUGUCGUGAGCAAAUGUUCAACGACCGGGACAACUACCAGCCUGAGACUCUGACUCCGAAGUUCCACACGAUGUACGAGUUUAAAGCGGAUCUACCCGGCGCCUCAGAGCUGAAACUGGAGGUGCUGGACUACGAUUUCUUUGCUAUUCCGACGCUCCCGACUGGACUAAGUAAGGCGCUGAGCACUGCAGUUGGGAGUACAGUGGAUGGCGAUGACUUUGUCGGUGCCACGCUCAUCGAUCUGGAGGAUCGGUGGUUUGAUGCCAAGUGGCAAGAGCUUGGAUUGUCUCCGGAGAGGGUGGAGCGUCGUAAGCCGUUGGAAGUCCGUCCGUUGUUCGCCCCCUCUAGUACCCUCCCUCAAGGAAGUCUUCGUUUGUGGGUAGAUGUUCUCACGGGGAAGGAGAUGAACGUCGUGAGGCCGCUCGAUAUCUCGCUGCCGCCCCCACAGAUGUUCGAAGUGCGCGUUGUCGUCUACAAGGCGAAGAACGUUACUGCAGGAGAUUUCACGGAUCUGAGCGACCUCUUUGUCAAGUGCUGGCUGCAGAGUCGCGAUGACAAGUCGCAGAGCACUGACACGCACUGGAGAGCAAAACGUGGCCGGGCGUCCUUUAACUGGCGCAUGAAGUUCGACGUGGAGUUGCCGCUGGACCCGGAGAAGGAGGCAGAUCGAGGUUACCUUCACUUCCAGAUGUGGGACCGCGAUGUCGUAUACGAUGAUUGUCUUGCCGACGCAGUCGUGGACUUGACGUCGUUCCUCAAGACGGCGUUCAAGACUAAGCAGGCGGUCAACGUUUUCGCCAAACCGAAGCCUGUUCGCAUCCGCGGCACUGAGAGUAUGCCGUAUGAAGGGGCUUCACGUCGCUCGGGAUAUUCUGCCAUGGAAGAUGCCAGUUGUGCUGCUCGUUUGAGGUCGCCUCGUGCUGAUGAAGUGAUCAUCUCAAUCUCUGAGGAAGGAGACAAGGGAAGUGAUAGGAAGCCGUUGCUGUCGGGAGGUAACAAUGCUGACGUUGAUGACGACGAAGAGACCGAGUCAGAAGAUUUGGAUGCAGACAUGGAAAAUGCCGAGUCGCUAGUCAAGUCGUUCAUGCAUCGUCUCGGUAUGGGGGAAGACCCUGAAGACGCCAGUUGGCUCACGAUGACAACGCGCGACUCGCACACUGGCGACCGGAUCCGCGCAGGAGAGUUGCUGGUGUCUGUGGAAAUCCUACCGAAACAUCUAGCAGAAGUACGAGCCGCUGGAUUGGGUCGUGGAGAGCCCAACAACUUCCCAUUCCUGCCGGAACCUGCUGAUCGUCUUCAUCUCUCGGCCAUGUGGAACCCUUGCUACGUGUUGGAAGCGCUGAUGGGUCCCAAGUACUAUCGCGCCUUCGCCUCGUUCUUCCUCUGCACGCUUUUCGUGAUGCUUGUGCUGUUCGCUGGACCGCUCAUCAACGUUCUCUUGACGCUCUUUGAGCUAGUGCCUAACCCAUUCGGUCUUAUUUUCUUCUUCGUGGCACUAGCACUGCUGAUGGGCAUUCUCUUCUACCUUCUCUACCGCUGCCGUCGAGCGAUAAUCCGUGUAUCGGGAGGAGACGACUUGAACUUGUCCAAGAGAGGCAGGAGCAGACGCAAAACCCGACGAGCUCUUCGCUGAGAAACGAGCAGGGAUGAUGUAAGUGUGCACAUGGGUGGGUCUGGUUCAUGUUUUAUUGUUAAAUGCAGAGGAGGGUUAUUCGGUU